Messenger RNA from Hydractinia symbiolongicarpus, 1632 nucleotides. Its product is annotated as tubulin alpha-1 chain-like. Gene Ontology annotation, cellular component: microtubule; cytoplasm. Lineage: Eukaryota; Metazoa; Cnidaria; Hydrozoa; Anthoathecata; Hydractiniidae. Gene Ontology annotation, biological process: mitotic cell cycle; microtubule cytoskeleton organization. The record is from RefSeq and is a predicted model, not a curated record. Gene Ontology annotation, molecular function: GTP binding; structural constituent of cytoskeleton. Bases 159 to 1517 code for a protein of 452 amino acids. The transcript has 4 exons.
AACACACAAGGAGGAAGCUCUUGGGCUGUAGAUAAAGUCAAGGGUGAGAUUUUUAGAUGUUCAUUCUCGAGAAGACGCUAAUAAGUAAGAACGUUGCUCUUACUACAGCUACACAUCUCACUCUACCAUUUUGAAAAAAUUAACUUCACUACGUUAACAUGCGUGAGUGUAUUUCCGUUCACAUUGGCCAGGCUGGUGCCCAAAUUGGAAAUGCAUGCUGGGAAUUAUACUGCUUAGAGCAUGGUAUUCAGCCUGAUGGACAGAUGCCAUCUGAUAAAACCCUUGGUGGUGGAGAUGAUUCGUUUAAUACUUUCUUCAGUGAGACUGGCUCAGGAAAACAUGUGCCACGAGCUAUUUUUUGUGAUUUAGAACCGACAGUUAUAGAUGAGAUUCGCACAGGCACAUACCGACAACUCUUUCAUCCUGAGCAACUGAUCACUGGUAAGGAAGAUGCAGCUAAUAACUACGCACGAGGUCAUUACACAGUUGGAAAAGGGAUGAUUGAUCAGAUUGUCGAUCGUAUUCGAAAGUUGGCUGAUCAAUGUACUGGUUUGCAAGGAUUUCUCAUCUUCCACUCCUUUGGAGGUGGAACAGGCUCUGGUUUCACUUCUCUUUUAAUGGAAAGGCUUUCUAUUGACUAUGGGAAGAAGUCAAAACUUGAAUUUGCUGUUUACCCUGCUCCACAAGUGAGUACCGCUGUUGUGGAACCAUACAAUGCUAUUUUGACCACCCACACCACCCUGGAACACACUGACUGUACAUUCAUGGUGGACAAUGAGGCCAUCUAUGAUAUUUGUCGAAGAAAUUUGGACAUUGACAGACCAUCCUACAGCAAUUUAAACCGUUUAAUCAGUCAAAUUAUCUCAUCUAUUACUGUAUCUCUUCGAUUUGAUGGCGCUUUAAAUGUUGAUUUAACAGAGUUUCAAACUAACUUGGUACCAUAUCCGCGAAUCCAUUUCCCCAUGGCAACAUAUGCACCAGUUUUAUCAGCUGAAAAGGCAUACCAUGAGCAACUAACUGUUGCUGAAAUCACCAAUGCGUGUUUUGAACCACAAAAUCAAAUGGUGAAAUGUGAUCCAAGACAUGGUAAAUACAUGGCUUGUUGUUUACUAUACAGAGGAGAUGUUGUGCCAAAAGAUGUCAAUUCAGCUAUUGCUGUUCUGAAAACCAAACGCACCAUUCAGUUUGUUGAUUGGUGUCCUACUGGAUUUAAAGUUGGAAUCAACUAUCAACCACCUACUGCAGUUCCUGGUGGAGAUCUUGCUAAAGUGCAGAGAGCUGUGUGUAUGUUGAGCAACACAACUGCUAUUGGCGAGGCCUGGGCACGACUUGAUCAUAAGUUUGAUUUGAUGUAUGCAAAACGUGCUUUUGUUCAUUGGUAUGUUGGUGAAGGUAUGGAAGAAGGAGAAUUUAGUGAAGCUAGAGAAGAUCUAGCGGCGUUGGAAAAAGAUUACGAAGAAGUUGGUGUAGAUUCUGCCGAUCAAGACGCGGAAGAGGAAGAAGAAGGCGAAUAUUAAAAUAUAAACAAUUAUAAACUUUCCGCAUACAGAGCACGUAAACCCAUUAACCAGUGAAAGAAAAUGAAAUUGCAGUAAUUUUUAUUUUACAAAAAAUAUAUACUUGUUUUUUGAA